UGCCCUAUAAAUAAGUCAUCCGACGCUGCACUUCGCACCAGCCGGUAGCCACACACACCCACCCCAGCUAGCUACUGCUUGCUGCAUUCUUCGAACUUGCACUCCCAACCAUCGACAACACGCAUCAAAGAAAGAAACAGCAGCAGCGUCAGGUUGCCAGUUCGUUGCGACAUGGUGAAGAACGCGCAGCUGCUUCAGGAGGCGGCGAGCAACGGCGCCGGCAAUGCGGCGGCGAGGCAGGGCGCGGGGAAGGACUCGGGCUACGGCGGCAAGAGGCAGUACAAGGGCGUGCGGAUGCGGAGCUGGGGGUCGUGGGUGUCGGAGAUCCGGGCGCCGAACCAGAAGACGCGGAUAUGGCUCGGCUCCUACUCCACCGCCGAGGCCGCCGCGCGCGCCUACGACGCCGCGCUGCUCUGCCUCAAGGGCUCCGCCGCCGACCUCAACUUCCCCGUGCACCUCCCCUUCCACAUCCCCGCCGCCGCCAUGUCGCCCAAGUCCAUCCAGCGCGUCGCCGCCGCGGCAGCCGCCAAUGCCAGCUGCAGCCCGCUGCAGGCCGGCGCCACCGCCUCCUACUCCGCCGUUGCGGCCAUCAACGCCACCACUCCGCCGUGCAGCUACGGCGACGCGUCCUCGGCCGUGAGCUCCCCGGAGACUGCGAACACUGACCAGUACUGCGAGAUGGCGCAAGACGACUGCAUGAUGGGGGACGUGGACUACGGCGCGCUCGCGGACAUCGAGGCCUUCUUCCAGUCGCCCAAGUGCAUGGAGUACUGCAUGAUGGACCCAUGCAGCACGUUCUUCGCGCCGGCGUCCAUGGCGACGGACGCGGCCACCGAGUGGGAGGAGGAAGGUGAAAUCAACCUCUGGGGCUUCUCCUCCCUCAACUGAUCAGCUCAACCAAACAUCAGCUCAGCGGUCAAGUCUCAAGUGAUCAUCGAUCAUUCAUCAACUCUACACUGACAUAAUUAAUUACUACUAUUGCUAAGUACGUGACCAAGAAUUGGUCACGGAGUAAUAAGCAUAUAUACGAUUAAGGAUUAUUUGAUUCAUACAUAAAUGUAGUUAAUUAUUGCACUACCACUAGGCUAGUUGUGAAAUGUGGGGGAACUCUCGUGGAGCUACAUGUUUUAAGGCAGCUUUCCAUGGAGUCAGCCUCCUCUCAGUUGCAUGCCAUAUACUAUGUGUUGAAACUGUCUCUCCAAGUUCAAGCAAUGAAUUACGAUGUACUCGUA
Phragmites australis (common reed) is the source of this 1232-nucleotide messenger RNA. Its product is annotated as ethylene-responsive transcription factor ERF014-like. Gene Ontology annotation, biological process: regulation of DNA-templated transcription. The record is from RefSeq and is a predicted model, not a curated record. NCBI's taxonomy places the organism in Eukaryota, Viridiplantae, Streptophyta, Magnoliopsida, Poales, Poaceae. Gene Ontology annotation, molecular function: DNA binding; DNA-binding transcription factor activity. Bases 172 to 888 code for a protein of 238 amino acids. The transcript has a single exon.